This is a messenger RNA of Gryllus bimaculatus (two-spotted cricket), 3963 nucleotides long. NCBI's taxonomy places the organism in Eukaryota, Metazoa, Arthropoda, Insecta, Orthoptera, Gryllidae. The record is from the annotation of a GenBank genome assembly.
AUGGCUUCGCGCCCAGCCUUCGAUUCUUCGGGACCCACCCGUGAUGAAAUCCGUUUCAUCGAUUUUGAUCGUGAUUGCAAAGGCGGUAGACGACGUGUGGAUCGUCAUGCUGCCGAUACUCUACCUGCCACGGAUGACCGACUCGUCAUGGCCCCACCUCUGUAUGGUGAUUUAGGAAAAGAUGCGAGGAAUGUGUUCGGCAAAGGUUACAGCUUUGGACUCAUUAAGUUGGACUGCAAAACACGAACAGCUUCUGGAGUAGAAUUUUCAACUGGCGGAGUUUCCAACCAGGAAACUGGAAAAGUUUUUGGAUCUUUAGAAACAAAGUACUCUGUGAAGGAAUAUGGUCUUACUUUUUCUGAGAAAUGGAACACUGACAAUACUCUAGGCACGGAGGUGUCUGUUCAGGAUAGUAUUGCAAAGGGCCUGAAAAUUGGAUUUGACACUUCGUUUGCUCCGCAUACUGGAGAAAAAUCUGGAGUGCUGAAAUCAGAGUUCAAGAACGAAGUAUGUGCUGUGAAUUGUGAAGUAGACCUUGAUUUAUCUGGGCCCCGAGUCUCUGCUGCUGCUGUUUUAGGAUACAAUGGUUGGCUUGCGGGUUAUCAGACUGCUUAUGAUAAGCAGAGAUCUAAAAUUGUUAAAAACAACCUUGCUCUUGGAUACGCUGCUGGUGAUUUCAUUCUGCACACAAAUGUAGACAAUGGUCAGGAAUUUGGUGGCUCUAUUUACCACAAGGUCAACUCAUGGCUGCAGACUGCAAUCCAGAUAUCUUGGUCUUUUGAUAAUAAUGAGACCAAGUUUGGCCUUGGUUGUAAAUAUGAUAUUGAUAAGGACUCUGCGCUUAGGGCAAAAGUUAAUAAUUCCAGCCAAAUUGGUAUUGGUUACUCUCAAAGGCUUCGUGAAGGCAUCACAGUCAGCCUUUCAGCAUUGAUCGAUGGCAAGAACUUCAAUCAAGGUGGUCACAAGAUUGGAGGAACGAAGACCCCUGCUGGGGCAAGAGCCAUCGUGGAGACACUAAGUCUCGAUGCUGGUUCCCUUGGUGAUGGGGAUCUCAGUGCACUCACACUGCAACAUACGGGUGAUCAGUUUACUUCAUCCGAGUUGGAAUCAUUCGCCACCCUGCAGGCUGAACUAGAGUGCUAUAACUCCGCCGUUGGGGUUGAACUCGACGGCGGAGGAGAUGGUUUGGCUGACAAUGCAGUAGAGGUCACUAUCUCAAGUAGUCAUGGACCUGAGUCUCCAGAAUGUAUUUUGCCAGAUAUUGAAGAAACCCAUGAAAUGGAAGUUGGGGAUAUGGGGUUGGCACACACUGAAGAUAUCAACCUCCAGUUGACCCCUCAGACACAGCAUUUGAAUGCGAAUCUAAACCUUGGUGCACCGUCCAUUGUUAAGGGAACUUCGGGGUCUUCUAUUGUUGUGAUUCAAUCACCAUUGACAUCUAGUGGUGGAAACCCAUCACAUGUAACAGUGAGUGGCGGGCAGAUAGUGGGCAAAAUAGCUGGAUUGGCUGGAAAUGUUGCACAGUUUCAGCCAAUCUCCCAGACCCUGGUGACUGCUAAGAGUGCAGAUGGAAAUAUUGUGCAACUGCAACCAGCAAAUGUAUCUAGUUCUGGAGGAAUUUCCACAUCGACUAUACAGAACAUGCGACCUCUACAGGCGAGUGUGAAGCGACCUGCUUCCAAUACAUCUGGCCCAGUAUUUGCCAAAGUGAUAAUCACUGGCAACCAGCAUGGCAGUGGGCAAGGGAGCAGCGGGCAGCCGGUAGUGAUUGCCACAUCGCAAGCGGGCGGCACACUGGCUGGGGGUCAGCCCAUCAAGAUUGUGACGAGUGGCAGUGCCAACAGUGGGCAAGGUACUUUGGUGGCCUCCCCGACGAAAGCCAUUACCCUGGCUCAGGCACAGCAGAUGGGGCUCUUGUCUCCCACGAAGCUCCAGCAAAUCCUCCCAUCGUCUCCCAACAAGCAGGUGAGGCUGCUGGCCACUCAGAAGCAAAGUAUCAUUGUCAACAAGCUUGUGACAUCACCAGUUAAAGCUCCUGCAAAAAUUGCUGCCAUUGUACCAAGCAGUGGUGCUGGACCAACUAUUGUAAAAUCACCAACCAAGAUCCUUCCUGCACCUGUCUCGGGUAUCACCCAACUGAAAGCCGUAGGAGCACCACCUUCUACCACAACAUCAGUUUCUCAAGUUGUCAGCACUAGCAUAGGGACAACUCCAGCCACUGUAACAGCUUCGAAACAAAUGAUUGGCCCACAGAAAGUCAUCAUUCGCCAGGCGAAUCUUGGAGGCUCCUUGAAACCUGGCACUGUCUUGGGCCAAGCUGGCUCAGGUCAGGUCAUUCGCAUUCCUGCUACGCAGAAUGUUAUGACAGCUGGGAAUAUUGCACAGAUUCAGCUUCCAGGGAUCGUCUUGUAUGCAAACGCCUGGUGCAUAGAAGGCCAAAUUGCUCUAAUAUUUCAGUUGCAAUAUGUGAGGUUGGUGAGUGCAAGCAGUACCAGCGGUACAUCGACAUCAACUUCCACUGUGAAGCCAAGGACCACUCUUGUUUCAACUACAAGUAGUCGACAGGGUCAGCAGCCUGCAACAGUGAAAAUGGUACCUAUAGCUCCAGCCCAGCCAUCUGGAAGACCAAUGAUGCCCAAAAGUGGAACAUCAGUGGGGACCCAACGCAUUCUUAUCCCAGCAUCUGGCUCCAUUUCACAACUGAGAGCUGGCACAGUCACUGCGUUACCAGCCUCUGCUGUAGGGCAGCUCCAGGCAGGACAGGCCUUGCUCCCCUCAGGGGCGUCAUCCUUUGUGAUGGUGCCUGCCCAUUAUGUGCAACAGCAACCACCACAGGCCACACAAGCGUCUCAACCAUCCCAGCAACAAGUGCAGCAAGCAGCCACCCAAGCUGUGUCUGUUGCCACCAUCGCAGCCUCCAGCACUGUGACCAGCGUCACCACAACAUCAACGUCACCCACAGUGGCAGUGGCAGCGGCAGCUUCGGCAGCGUCAGCACAAGCUGCUACAUCAUUGGAGUUGGUAUCAACCACCCAGCGGAUACAACCUCCCACUCGCACAACACUGGAACCCAAUGGUAUCCGACCUCGUAAACCUUGCAACUGUACCAAAUCACAGUGCCUCAAAUUGUAUUGUGAUUGUUUUGCAAAUGGUGAAUUCUGCAAUCUUUGUAACUGUAACAACUGCUACAACAACUUGGAGCAUGAAGAGGAUCGUCAACGUGCCAUUCGCAGCUGUUUGGAGCGCAAUCCCAAUGCGUUCCGUCCAAAAAUUGGCAAGGGUAUGGUUGGAGAUGAACGCAGACACAACAAAGGUUGUAAUUGCAAACGUUCGGGGUGUCUCAAGAAUUAUUGUGAAUGUUAUGAGGCAAAGAUCCCGUGCUCAAACAACUGCAAAUGUGUGGGGUGCCGUAAUGUGGAAGAAACGUGUGACAAAAAAUCUCUUCGGGAUCUGGCUGAUGCUGCGGAAGUAAGGGUACAGCAGCAGGCUGCUGUGAAGAAUAAGGUGUCGGCCCAAAUACAAGAUGUUGCUUUCAGGCCUCAACCACCAGCUCCUCCUGGUGUUAGGCAACCCAGCAGCCUCAUGACGAACGAGGUGCUUGAAGCGACAUGCGAGUGCCUGGUGGCCCAGGCAGAAGAUGCAGAGCGCCAGGGACUGCCAGAAGAAGAAGCAGAGAGACUUGUGCUGGAAGAGUUCGGCCGUUGCUUGGUGCAAAUUAUUCAGUGUGCCAGCAAAAGAGAACAAAGAUUUGAAAAUUUCUCUUCACCUCACAAAAAAACCUCUGUUACUUUUGAAGGAUUCCUCAUUUACAUGCUGAAAUAUGCCAAAUGGAAGGUUAUGAAAAUUAUUUUAACUUUUGAUGAAUCGUGUUUUGAUUGCAGUAUUCUAGAUGGAUUUGAACUAGGCAUAAUUUGUUUUAUGAACCUUAUUGAUAUUGGAAGUUAUGAAAAUCAUUUGCGCUAG